AUUUAGUAGUUAUUGUGUCUUUCAUGGCGAAGUAUUAAUACUUACAAUUAGAGGAGUUUUAUUUUGAAAAAAAAAAAAAAACAAAAAAUUCAAGAUGAUAGCUGAUUUUUAUAAACAAUCUGAUAUUUUUAUUACUGGUGGUUCUGGUGUUGUUGGAAAAGCUGCAAUUGAAAAAAUUCUUCGAUCAUGUGAUGUGAAAAAUAUAUUUAUAUUGCUGAGACCAAAGAGAGGCCAAACACCAGAGACACGUUUAGAAGAAGUUAAAAAUUCAAGGAUCUUCAAUGUUCUUAAAGAACAAAAGCCAAAUGAAUUAGAUAAACUUGUAGUUAUUCCCGGCGAUAUAACUGUAGAAGGGCUUGGUAUUUCUUCGGAAAAUAAGCUACUAUUACAAAACGUAUCAAUCUUCAUAAAUUCAGCUGCAACAACACGAUUUGAUGAACCAAUACGAAGAGCAAUUGAAAUUAAUGUCAAGUCAACUCUUGUAGCACUGAAAUUGGCUGAAACAUUGUCAAAUCUAAAAAUAUUUCUUCAUGUUUCAACAUUCUUUUGUAAUCCUUUUGUUAAUUUUCUGGAAACUAAAAUGUAUCCAGCCGUUUUCGACUGGAGGAUAGCGUUGAAAACACUUGAUUUACCAGAAGAAGUCGAUUCAAAUUUAGCUGCAGUAACCGAUAAAUUAACUGCAGGCUUUCCAAAUACUUAUGUGUUCACUAAGCAUCUUGCAGAACAAUUGGUCAAUGAUUACCGAACAAAACUGCCAGUUGCAAUUUUCAGACCUUCCAUUGUUGUUGGAGCCCUUCAAGAACCUGAGCCAGGAUUUACAGAAACAAUGACUGGAGUUAUGGGUCUUUUCGUUGUUUGGGGAACAGGCUUUAUUCAAGUUCUGUUGUGUAGUAAGAAGUCUGUUUUAGACUUCACACCUUUGGAUAUGACAACUAAACUAAUGAUUAUGUUCAUAGCAAAUACGGGACAGUUGAAAAAGAAAACAUUUGACGAAAAAAUUCCAAUUUUAAUGUCCUCAUCAAAAAAUCUACUUUUCAAUACUUUUGGUGAAAUUGGAACAAUGAUAUCGAAAUUAGUUAAGGAGCAUCCAUAUGAGAAAUCAUUUUGGAUACCACAUAUAACACAAACAGGAUGUGCAUUUGUCUUUUACAUUUAUUUUUUCCUCCUUCAAUUGUUACCAGCAUUUAUAUUUGACGCUCUCAUGAUGUUAUUUCGCCGGAAACCUAUGUUUAUGAAACUUCAAAGAAGACUAUUAAUUAAUUCUCAAGCAUUGAGAUUUUUCAUUUCAACGGAAUUUAAUAGCGAAGGUACAAAAGAUUUCCAAGAAUAUGUUAAAAUAGGUAAAGGAACUGAUUUCGAUUUAACUGAGUUAGCAGCAUGUUGCCUUACUAAUGAAGGUAUGAUAAAUGUACUUACUGUCAUUAUUAGAGGAUGCCGAAAGUUUUUGCUUAAUGAGGACGAAUCAACUUUGUCACAAUGCAGAACUAAGCUUAAGAUAAAACUGUUGCUGUACAGCAUCUUACGUAUUGCUGUAAUGUUUGCUGUUGGAUGUUACAUCUAUCGAAGAGUGAUAAAUUAUUUUAUAGAAUCGUAAAGUUUUUAUUAAAUUAAAAAUUUAAGAAAAAAUAAAUGUUAAAUAAGAAAAAAAGCAAAAAUACAAUUUUU
Molecule: messenger RNA, 1665 nt
Organism: Episyrphus balteatus (marmalade hoverfly)
Lineage: Eukaryota; Metazoa; Arthropoda; Insecta; Diptera; Syrphidae
Product: fatty acyl-CoA reductase wat-like
Exons: 11
Coding region: 95-1594 (499 amino acids)
Biological process (GO): long-chain fatty-acyl-CoA metabolic process
Cellular component (GO): peroxisome
Molecular function (GO): alcohol-forming very long-chain fatty acyl-CoA reductase (NADP+) activity
Source: RefSeq, a predicted model, not a curated record